Molecule: messenger RNA, 1728 nt
Organism: Drosophila miranda
Lineage: Eukaryota; Metazoa; Arthropoda; Insecta; Diptera; Drosophilidae
Gene: Ir67a
Exons: 2
Coding region: 1-1728 (575 amino acids)
Source: RefSeq, a predicted model, not a curated record
AUGUGGCAGCUGCUGGUUCUUCUGCUGCCACUGGCUAAUACUGAAAGUGAGCUGAGCGGCAUAUUGGACACCAUAUAUGCGGAUCAGCCUUUUGAGACACUUCUGGUGCUACGACACAGCCAAAGCCAGGCAGACGAGCCGGAUGAGAGGUGGGCCCGGGCAUGGCCUGUCCUAAGCUUCGAUGAGCAAAUGGAUUGCUAUCUGAGUGGCAGCUACAACAACGAGAUGCUUGGCCUGGUUUGGCAAAGUGGCGGCAACAAUGAAAUGAACAUGGAGCUAUGGCAGGCAUUGGACAGGAAUCUCCAGAAUAUGAGGCAUGUCCGGCUGUUGGUGGUAAUGUCCACAGAGGAGGGACAGCAACUUCAACAGAUUGCGGACACAGCCGAGCCUUUGAGAUUUCUUCAAGUAGCUGUAUUGACAUCCCAAGGUACAGUCUAUCGCCUGCAGCCUUAUGCCCAACAGCAUUGGGUAGAGAUAGAUCCCAGAAGGGAACCUAUCUUCGCCAGCAUUCGGAACUAUCAGCGCAAGGCCAUAAUUACACUGCCUGAUCAAUUUGCCCCUCGUUCGCUGGUCUACGAAGAUACCCACACUCAGGAACGCGGAAUGACGGGCUAUGUGGCCAAACUAGUGAUGGAGUUCGCCCGCAUCUACAACCUGACCAUCCAGUGGGAGCGUCCCAUUGUACCCGGCGAGCACAUGUCGCUGAUACUUCUAAGGAAUCUGACACUAAACGGAACCAUUUCCCUGCCCAUCAGCCUGUGUGGCUAUGAGGUGCCCAGCAAAUCGGGCGUCUUCUCGGUACCCUACGAUCUCGAGAAGUGGUUCAUAAUGGUGCCAUGUGCGGAUGAGAUUUCCACGGCCGAAGUGUAUGGGUUCGUGUGUGGCAAGAAGUUCCUGGGCAUCGUAGCGGGUUUCUACUGCAUCUUUUCGUUGCUGGACACCUGCUUUGGGUAUCUUCUGCUGCAGCGAGGCAUCAACUGGUCGACGCUCGCCUUCAACGAACGCAUCAUAUCAGGGAUGAUUGGUCAGUCGUUUAAGAUGAGUGCCCACAAUACGAUCAGCUCCAGGGUUACGCACUCCCAACUGUUUCUGCUCGGCCUCGUGCUGAGUACCCUCUUUGCGGCUCACCUGAAGACGCUGUUGACGAAGCGACCCCCAGACCAACAGAUCUCAAACUUCCAGCAGCUGCGGGAUGCCCCGGUGGACAUCUACUUUGACGAGGCCGAGCACUUCUAUCUGGACGGGUUCAGGGGCGCCCGAACCGUGGAGUUGAUACGCUCCAAGAUCAGAUAUGUGAGCACAGCGGACUUUCAGUACCUCAGAACUACGCUGAACAAGUCGCAAUCUUUCUCCGCCCUCACCGCCGAGUGGCUGAUCAUAGCCAAGAGGCAGCAGUAUUUCCAGCGACCUGCCUUCUGCUCUCUGCCCGGUCUGAUCUUUGCUUCGAAGAUUAUCUUGUCGCUGCCCAUGCAGGCUAAUUCGAUCUUUGAGCAUCCAAUCAACCGACUGAUACUCUAUGUCCACUCGUCAGGACUUUUGGAAUACUGGAAGCAGCAAACGCUGUACGAGAUGGUUGCUCUGGGACUGAUACCCCAGGAAGAUCCCUAUCCCUAUGCGGCUUUUCGGGAGUUCAAGGUGGCAGAUCUAUCUUGGGUCUGGGUACUGUUGGGAGCCUCCCAGAACUACGCUCAUGAGUAUGGGAACCCGCAUAGUCCCGCUUCGGGCUAA